AUGUCGGUGAAGGAAGGCGCCCAGCGCAGGUGGACAACACUCAAGGAGAAGCUGGGGCCGCAGGACUCGGACCCCACCGAGGCCAACCUGGAGAAUGCAGACCCCGAGCUGUGUAUCCGGCUGCUCCAGAUGCCCUCGGUCGUCAACUACUCGGGCCUGCGCAAGCGCCUGGAGAGCAGUGACGGCGGCUGGAUGGUGCAGUUCCUGGAGCAGAGCGGCCUGGACCUGCUGCUGGAGGCCCUGGCGCGGCUGUCGGGCCGCGGUGUGGCGCGCAUCGCGGACGCACUGCUGCAGCUCACCUGCAUCAGCUGCGUGCGCGCCGUCAUGAACUCGCGCCAGGGCAUAGAGUACAUCCUCAGCAACCAGGGCUACGUGCGCCAGCUCUCCCAGGCUCUGGACACAUCCAACGUGAUGGUCAAGAAGCAGGUGUUUGAGCUGCUGGCUGCCCUGUGCAUCUACUCGCCCGAGGGUCACACCCUCACCCUGGACGCCCUGGACCACUACAAGGCAGUGCACAGCCAGCAGUAUCGCUUCAGCGUCAUCAUGAGUGAGCUCGCUAACAGUGACAAUGUCCCCUACGUGGUCACCCUGCUUAGCGUUAUCAACGCUCUCAUCCUCGGCCCUGAGGACCUCCGAACCCGCAGCCAGCUUCGGAACGAGUUUGUCGGGCUGAAGCUGCUGGACGUCCUGACCAGGCUGCGGGACACAGAGGAUGCUGACCUGCUGAUCCAGCUGGAGGCCUUCGAGGAGUCCAAGGCUGAGGAUGAGGAGGAGCUGCUCCGGGCAGGCGGUGGGGUCGACAUGAGCAGCCACCAGGAGGUCUUCGCCUCCCUAUUCCACAAGGUGAGCUGCUCACCAGUGUCUGCCCAGCUGCUGUCGGUACUUCAGGGCCUCCUGCACCUGGAGCCCACCUGCCGCUCCAGCCAGCUGCUCUGGGAGGCACUGGAAAGCCUGGUCAACCGGGCCGUACUCCUGGCCAGUGAUGCCCAGGAAUGCACCCUGGAGGAGGUGAUGGAGAGGCUCCUGUCUACCAAGGGGCGACCCCGGCCUCGCCCCCUGGACUGGGCCCACAAGAGCGUCCAGGCUGACCUGGGCCUGCAUCAGAUGGGCAGCUGCCCCCAGAACUCAAGUGCCCCAAAGGUGGACCCGGAGGGCCAGUGGCCAGCAGCAGCAGCCCCCACCUGCCUGCAGGACACUAAGGCCUUGAGCACAAGUGGGGGUGCAGCUCUGCAGCAGACAGCUCUGGAGCCGCGGCCACCCACCCCACCACCACCGCCGCCUCUGCCACCCCCCCUACCAAGCCUGGGGGCCACGCCUCCCCCUCCGCCACCUCCACCUCCGCCGCCUCCGCCACUGCCACCCCCGCCAGGCCUGGCGACAUCGUUUCCCCUACCCCCUCCAGCACCCCCACUGCCUGGCCUCUCUGGACCUCCCCCUCCACCACCCCUACCACUCCAGGGCAUGGGGGGCCCCCCUCCACCCCCACCCCUGCCAGGCUUUCCCAUGACCGCCAUCCCACCGGCAGCAGAUGGCAUGGAGGAGGUCAUUGUGGUCCAGGUGGACCACGGCCUGGGCUCGGCCUGGGUGCCUAGGCACCGGCAGGUGAACCCGCCCACACUGCGUAUGAAGAAGCUUAACUGGCAGAAGCUGCCGUCCAACGUGGCCCAGGAGCACCACUCCAUGUGGGCGUCGCUGGGCAGCCUGGGCCCGGAGGAGGUGGAGCCCGACUUCUCUAGCAUCGAGCAGCUCUUCUCCUUCCCAGUGGCCCAACCUAAGGGAACAACAGUGGCUGCCCCAGCCAGGAAGGAGCCCAAGGAGAUCACUUUUCUGGACUCCAAGAAGAGCCUGAACCUCAACAUCUUCCUGAAGCAGUUCAAGUGCUCCAAUGAGGAGCUCGCCGCCAUGAUCCGUGCUGGGGACACCACCAAGUUCGACGUGGAGAUUCUCAAACAGCUCCUCAAACUGCUUCCUGAGAAGCAUGAAGUUGAAAACCUGCAGACCUUCAAGGAGGAUCGCGCCAAGCUGGCCAGUGCCGACCAGUUCUACCUGCUGCUGCUGGAGAUUCCCUGCUACCGGCUGCGUCUCGACUGCAUGCUGCUCUGCGAGGAGACGGCCAUUGUGCUGGACAUGGUGCGGCCCAAGGCCCAGCUAAUGCUGGCCGCCUGCGAGAGCCUGCUCACCAGCCGCCAGCUGCCCAUCUUCUGCCGGCUGAUCCUCAAGAUUGGGAACUUCCUCAAUUACGGCAGCCACACGGGGGACGCCGACGGCUUCAAGAUUAACACGCUGCUGAAGCUGACGGAGACCAAGGCCAAUCAGAGCCGCGUGACGCUGCUGCACCACGUGCUGGAGGAGGUGGAGCAGAACCACCCGGACCUCCUGCAGCUGCCCCAGGACCUAGAGCAGGUCUCCCAGGCGGCGGGGAUCAACCUUGAGGUCAUCCGCUCAGAGGCCAGUGCCAACCUGAAGAAGCUUCUGGAGACGGAGCGGAAGGUGUUGGCCUCCAUUCCUGAGGUUCAGGAGCAGUACGCUGAGCGCCUGCAGACUAGCAUCGAGGCUUGCCGGCUGCUCGAUGAGGUAUUUGCAGCCAUUGAGCAGAAGAAGCUAGAGCUGGCCAGCUACCUGUGUGAGGACACGCAGCAGCUGUCCCUGGAGGACACCUUCUGCACCAUGAAGACCUUCCGGGACCUCUUCCUCCGCGCCCUGAAGGAGAACAAAGACCGGAAGGAGCAGGCAGCCAAGGCUGAAAGGAGGAAGAAGCAGCUUGCAGAGGAGGAGGCUCAGAGGCCACGGGGCGAGGAUGGGAAGCCCGUCAGGAGGGGCGCCGGGCAGCAGGAGGAGGUGUGUGUUAUCGAUGCCCUGCUGGCCGACAUCAGGAAAGGUUUCCAGCUACGGAAGACGGCUCGCAGCCGGGCAGACAUGGAAGGGGGCAGCAAGGCUGUGGCAGACUCCGCAAGGGACCGGAAGCCUGCAGCCACCAGCAGCCCCAGAGAAGGCCCCACCCACCCCGCCUCAGAACUGGACCUUGCCUCUGCAGUGGCCAGCGAGCCCCGGGCCUGGGACCUCAUGGAUGCCACCCUACCCCACCCACAGCCCAGUGCAGAGACAGGCAGUCCUGGGCCCCUGGAGCGGCGUUCUUCCUGGUACAUGGAUGCCAGCGAUUCCCUGGCCACUGAGGACCCCCAGAACCCCCAGCCCUCAGCGGGGCCCUGGCCGGUGGCACUGGGAGAUGCUCAGGCCCCGAAGCCCCUCAGGUUCUCCAGUGACAAGCUCCUCAGCACUGCAGAUUCAGGCCAAGGGACCAGAGAGCCCACAACCCUGCAGGGUGCGUGCCAGGCUGAUGCCAACGCCUUCACACCCAGCACCAGCCUCCUGCCUGCAGGCUCCAUUGGGGGAGGGGACGAGGAGGACGUGGCCCCAGAGUCUGCGCUGGACACAUCGCUGGACAGGUCCUUCUCCGAGGAGGCAGUGACUGACUCCUCGGGGUCUGGCAGCUUACCGAAGGCCCGGAGUGCCAAGGGAACAGGCAGGAGAAGGAAGAAGCGCCCCUCAAGGAAUCAGGAAGAGAUUGCCCCUGAUUCUGACGAUGAUAAAACAGAAAGAUUCUGUGUGCUGCAAUAAGGCCCCAGGCAGAGAGCCCCUCCCAAGCCCAAAGCCAAGUGAGAGGCCCGGGGGGGCCGCUUCAACCAGCCGAGGACAGGACUUGCUGCCUGGGGGCCACUGGGCACCAGAACUCAGUGCCUUACCCAGCGACGCCUGCCACAGCCUUCUGGGAGCAUCACAGCCAGGGGCUGGCCAGCACCACACCCUCCCCGGGCCCCUGGAACCCAUCCGCACCCUGCAUGUACACUGUCCCCAGCUGUGGGGCCUCUCACCUGGGUACCCCACCCUGGCCAUGCUUCCCCACGGCCCCCGAGGCUCAGCACUCUGCUUUUGCGACUGGGCUCUUAGGCACUGAGCUUUCAGGCACAGGGCCCCCGCAGCCCUGGGAGCCGUGGAGAACAGACCCCCACUGCACUCCUUAAGGACCCCAGCCCCCAACAGCCCACCUCCUUCGACUCAGUUGGGCUGAAGCACAGAUCUCACUAAACCAUGGCUCGUUUUGAGUCUUGCUGCCCAAAGUAGCUGAGUGGGGGUAGGCGGGUUGGUGGGGACCCCAGGGCCUGAUGGCUGGCUGGCAGUGGCGUGGGCAGGCUGGGGGACCCCAUUCCAGUACACCCAGCCCCAUGGAGGUCUGUCUUUCCUGCCAUAGCCAGGACCGUCCUCAUCACAGAGAGCCGGUCCCUCUCAGGGCCUGGCCUGGCCUGCUGACCUGGGGACAGGAAGGGCCCAGCCGGAGGGUCUGUGGGUGGCACUCAUUCUCUCUGCCCCCCGCCCCCAGUGAGGGGUGCCUGCCCAAGCCCUGUCCGCUGCCCCGUUCAGGGGCGUGUGCUGCCUCAGCACUGCCAGGACUGGGGUCCCGCAGGCACUUUCCCCAAUAAAGAAGAUGUCUGGCUUUC
Molecule: messenger RNA, 4496 nt
Organism: Loxodonta africana (African savanna elephant)
Lineage: Eukaryota; Metazoa; Chordata; Mammalia; Proboscidea; Elephantidae
Gene: INF2
Product: inverted formin 2
Exons: 22
Coding region: 1-3618 (1205 amino acids)
Biological process (GO): actin cytoskeleton organization
Molecular function (GO): small GTPase binding; actin binding
Source: RefSeq, a predicted model, not a curated record